Molecule: messenger RNA, 4644 nt
Organism: Phascolarctos cinereus (koala)
Lineage: Eukaryota; Metazoa; Chordata; Mammalia; Diprotodontia; Phascolarctidae
Source: RefSeq, a predicted model, not a curated record
GGGAAUUUUGCUAUGGCUUUAGGUUUGCCUAUGUUCUUGGGAGCUGGGGGCUGACGCUGCUCCUUCACAUCCAUCGUGGGAACCUUUCCUCCAACAGCCUGGACCCCUUCCUACCCGCUCCUAGCUCCGAGGUCCUUCCCUAGACUGUGGUGGUAACUGGGAGUGGAAACACUGAAUAAAAGAAUAAUAAUUGUUACUCACCAUGUCUAAAAGUAAAAAGUCUGGUUUAUUGCCACCUGUCCAGCCCUCAACUUCUGGGAAAGAAGCUAUGGACUUGAAGGCCACCAACCAAAAGGAGAUAGCGGUCUCAGCGGGGGAUGAGAAAUCCAGCGCUUUGGUCUGCUCCCAGCAAACCCAGCUGCAGUGUGAUUUCAUCCCGGAGGAAAUUAUUCUGUCUCUGACCAACGCAGCCUAUGCCUGCGGUUGCCCUGAAUCUUUACUACCCCCCAAGAAAGUCAAAACUAUCAAAGAAAUGAAGCCCGGCAUGCGCUCGACGAACGGUGUUUGGCAUCACCCAGGACGGAGGAACAAAUUCAGAUACCUGACAGAUAACCCCAUCUCGUUCACGGGAGCUGGAAGGGAUAUUUCUUUUUUGUAUGACAUUAAGGCUGAAAAACUAGAGGAUUCAUGGCUUCCACAGCUGGUAAAAAAGAUUACCUCCAUUCAAGAAGAGCCAUACCAGGGUUUGUCUAUCCCCCAGACAUCACCAAAAAAGUUAACGGAUACUCUGAUCCCUGAAGAAUUUCACAUUGCGUCCAGCACAGGAGUUGAAGGUCUACAAUAUUAUGAUGACAAAUAUACAACCCUGCUAACCGACAGUCAGAAUAGGCUGUUACUUUUCCCAUCAAUGAAACCAAAUAAGAGAAUUGAAGUGAUACAGCUGAAGAAUGUAAUGGAUAUGAUGCUAGAGAAGGCUGGUGUAGAUGCUGACAAAUCAGUAAAUGCAACUCAGAUGCACAGACUUCUCGAAGUGCUGAAGACUGAGCAGAACAUUUACAAUACGGCAUUUCAUGAAAUCAUUCGACAAAUCAGUGUGGAAUGUUCAGACAGAGGAGAACUCUUGUCAAAUAUAAGACAGAGAUAUGUGAAUUUGCUUGACAGAAUAGCUCGGCAGAUGAUUGAUUUUUACAAAGACAUGGUGGCCCAACGCAUAAUGGACAAGCGCAUCAUAGAAGAAUUGUUUAACUUCAGGAAGGUUGUUGAGGAGCUGAGCAGAGAGCUAUUUCUAGUUCGAGAAUAUGAUUUAAAAUUGAGGAAAAAAACAGAGAAGAUCCAUGAGGAGUUGAUGGUGGCUCUCAGUAAUGCAGAGAAGAAUGCCAGAAUUGUGGAACAAUAUCAUGACUUAUAUACAUCACAAAGAGUAAGGAUGGAAGCUGACCUUAAGCAGUUAACUUCUGAAAGAGACAUCUGGAGCACAGCCACCUAUGACUUGGCCCUAAAGGUCAUUAAAAAAAACAACCUCAUACUGACCAGAAGACUUUAUCUUAAUGAAAAGGCUUGGAAUAAAUAUGUCACCCAUUUCAUUGUUAUGUUGGCAUCCCAGGAUGCAGUAGACCUUUCGCAAUUGCAGAAGGCUACACAGCAGUGGAGAAGUAUUUUUAGACGCUUCAAAUAUGACAUGGAGCUAAGUGAAGAUAACAUCAAAGAGAAGGUGAAUUUUGUGAAGAAAACCCUCAUCGAAUUGCAGAAGUUCUUGGAGAAAAACGUUGUGGAUGGUAUCUUACGUCCCAUCAAGGAAACCACCAUGAAGACAGUAUGUGCAGACUUCAAGAAAUGUAACAAAAUGUUGAUUGAAAAUUCUGACCAUUAUGGUGGCGAUAAACUAGUUGAAAAGGUGGAGACCCUCAAGCUUGCUUAUCGCCUACAAGGAGCCUGGACAGAGUAUGGGAAAGCAAUAUUGAAUCGUCAUAAAACUAUAGAUGGAGACUUACCCUCACAACAGAGUUUCAUGGAUGAAAUUAAUGAGAAUGCUACAAGACUCUGUAGAGAAUAUGAAUCAAGGGUGAAUGGAGGAGAAAAUGGUUAUAACAAGUUUUUUCUAAGCUUAAAUUCUGCUUUUGAAAUGUGGAUACACAAGAUGGAAAGUAACCACCCAAUUUCUUCAAUGACUCAGGGGGACUGGAGGGCGCUUUAUGGGAGAAUUCCUGAAUUACUCCAGUUACUGGAUGGGAUGUUAGGCAUUAUUGGUGUUAUCCCAUUGACUGAAGAGCAGAUAAGGAGUAAUUAUGUCCCGGUAGUCCAAACUAAUGUGUUUCAUAUGAUGCAACAAUGGAUUUUGACCAUGUCUAAUGGGACGGACAAGGACAACAGUGAGCUUCAUCACCAAGUGAAUGAACUCCAUAUAGCCAUGAUUAAGUGGAUGGUAAAUAUGCUUAUUUUAAUGAUACCUGACUAUACUGAUGAGGAUUCUCUCCCAAAGACUGAACUAGAUGCCAGUGAGGAGGAAGUUCGUCUUCAUACAGGCAUUGCUAUGUUGGAAAUAGAAGGCAUGUCACUGGCAAAAAUGUUGAGCCGAUUCUCUAUCUAUAUAUUCAGUUGUUGCAAAAGCACGGUGGCAACAACGGCUAUGAAGAAAACAAGUUUCGUCAAUCAAACCGUUAAUAAUGAUAUCGAGGAUCUGACAAAGAUUAAGAAAGAAUGCAUCGACUGGGUUACUACGUGUAAUCUCCUCCUUUCUGAGAUGAAAGGAAGAAAAGUCACUUUGUUGACAAGUGAAGAUACAAAAAGCCUGAAUGAGUAUGAGCUAGACGUGGACGACAAGAACUACAACGUGAGCGGAUGGGAGAAGACUUUUGGGGAAAUGGCAUACAAACAGCUGGAAGAGAUACUUGAGACAGAGGAGUCUCCAAAAGAAGGCUCAGAGCAGGAGGAUGAGGUUUCUCCACCUCCAAAGACAAUCCUUGUUCGAUAUCUUGGAACAGAUCAAAACAUCCAUUCCAGACCUCUAGAGAUAGAAAAACUGUCACCUACAGAGGAAGAAGUGAGUACCCUUGCUAAAUUCGCCAACAGUGAAAAGGAAAGGCUUGAAUCCCUGGCAAUAAUUGAACAUUUGAAAGAGAAACUCCUGAGUACGGAAGUUCGUGUCCAGCUCGCAGAAGAGAAAUAUGAAGAAACAAAUGAGAAGCUGAAUGAGGCACUUAUGAAAAACCAUGAUCUAGAGAAAGAGCUGGAAAAAGCCCAGGAGCGUUUAAGGCUUGCCUAUGCUUGGGGACUAAGCAAAGAUGAGGAUGAGGAUGAGGAUGAGGAUGAUGACAAAGAAGCGGAACCCUCUGGAGGCAAAGAGCAUAAGGAUGAUACAGGGAGUAAAGGCAAGGACCACCAAGCUCAGAGUAAAUCUGCCAAAUCGUAUUCCACAUCCAAACACUAGUGACAAGUAACUUCUACAAAGAUGUUUCAUUUGCUCUCAUUCCCAGUUACUACAUUCGUUGAAUACAACAACUCCAUUCCAGAGCCAUACAGCUGAAGAUACAAUUCAAGGCAAGCACUCCUAUUGACAGUGCUUCCAGGGAAGCCAGCUUAAAUAUUGUAUUUAAGUCACAGUGAUUGUUGUAAUUAAUUAGUGCAACACUUUGGUGUACAGGGAGAGCCUGAAUUAAACAAGACUUGUGCAAAAGUUGGCUGAUUCCUUCCUUAUCUCCUGGUAGAGGUCUGUGACUUUAAACACCUCCAAGAAGUGAUGUGGGGUGAGAUCUUAGCUGCAUACAGGGGAGACAAUAGUCUCCCUGUACUCUGUCCUUUUUAGUCCUGGGUGUCAAUUUGAGAAAUGAAAGAGGAGAAGACCUGGAGGUCUGGGCAAAGGAAUAAAGACAUGAAACUGUCUUCAAGUAUUUGAUUGGUUGCCAUGUAGAAGAGGGGUUAAUUUUGUAUUACUUUGACACAGAAGUCAGAAAUAGGGCAUUCCAGAAAUGUUCAUUAGAAAGAAAAAUCUAAGGUAUCCCAUGAGAUGUCUCAUCACUGAUAAGCUCUGCCAUCCCUAGAAAUCUUAAAGCAGAAGUUGGGUGAUCAUCUCCGGGGGGUAUCAUAGAAAGGUCUCCUAUUCAAAUAAGAAUUCUACCCUAUUACCUCUGAGGUCCUUCAACUCUGCCAGAUCUCUGCACUCCUGUUCCUACCCUGUUUUCCAUUGUGCCAUCUUAAAUGAUGAUUCUAAAAGUUCACCUAGUCAGUGAUGUGAAUUGUACAUAGAGAAAAAAUAUUCAUCAUUCUCUCUGGCUCACAUGACUGAAAGUUUUAAUCUAGAUUAGAUUCGAUAAAGCAUUUAUGAUAUACUAUGGAUCAGGCUAAAUACUGAAAUGGUCCCUACUUUCCAAGAAAUUACAUUUUAGUGGAGGAAGGCAAUGUAUACAAAGGAGGUAAAAAAGGGGAGAUGAAUACCCCCAUUGAGGCAAGGUAACCAGUGCAGACCAAUGUAUGAGCCAGGAGAGAUCUAGCAUCUCCAAUCUUUGCUUUAUUCUCCCUUUUCUCUCUGUAUGCUACCAAUUAUUUGUAAAAAUUCUGUCAAAAUAAGAUGAUAGGUAUUCCUCUCUAUUCCUAUCCAGCAAUCCAAUAUAUUUGUUUCACUGUUAAAGACUUAAAAUCAGUAAGUAUUUGGGGCAGCUAGGUGGUGCGGUAGAUAGAGCACCGGCCCUGGAUUCAAGAGGACCUGAG